Aureobasidium namibiae CBS 147.97 is the source of this 1086-nucleotide messenger RNA. RefSeq lists its product as uncharacterized. The record is from RefSeq and is a predicted model, not a curated record. Bases 1 to 1086 code for a protein of 361 amino acids. The transcript has 3 exons. NCBI's taxonomy places the organism in Eukaryota, Fungi, Ascomycota, Dothideomycetes, Dothideales, Saccotheciaceae.
AUGAUGUCGCCGGAUGUUGCACAGUUGAAUCUGCAUCCAUAUGCGAUCAUUGUGUUGCCAAUUCCUCUGGCUGUCUUAUCAAGCAUUGCUAUCUCGAUACGGAUAUGGAUUCGGUGCUGUCUUGCUCGGUCAUUCGGUCGCGAUGAUAUCUGCUUGAUUCUGGCUUAUAUCUGCUUUCUUGCUGCUUGCGGAGUGUUCAUAGCCAUCGGAGUAACAGAAUACUUUCAAGGACUCGAGCCUAUAGUCAAGCUCGCCGAGCUCAGCAUCCUCGGCAUCGCAUUGUACCUUCUCAACCAGUGCUUUUUCAAACUCAGCAUGGCUCUCUUCUUCCUCCGCAUCCCCAACCGCGCAUCCCACCGCUGGAUAAUCAUCUGUAGUGCCAGCAUCUCCAUCAUCUUCAACAUCGUCCUCCUCGCCAUCUCAAUCGCCCAAUGCGGCAACAUCGCCACAAUCGACUUGAAGCACCCCCAGUGUAUCUCCUGGACCAUCCUAGGGCCGCUAAACUAUUUCGGUGCUGCUCUGAACGCAGCUGUAGAUUGGAUCUUCGCAGGCAUGGCAAUUUUUAUCGUGUCCGGGUUGGUGAUGGACAGACGCAGCAAAGCGUCAGUGUAUGCGAUUAUUGUGUUGGCAUCUUUGGGAAGUGUCGUUUCCGUGGUAAGGAUACCUUAUAUUGAUGGCUUGCGUCUCGACAAGGACUACUACGGCCAGGAAAACGACAUCAUCGCAUACACCUCGCUCAUCGAAUCCGCCAUCGGCAUCAUCGUGGCCUCAAUGUCGGUCAUGCGGCCUUUGGCUGCGCGUCUGGCACACAGAGCCAAAGAAGCACUAUCAAGCGAUAGUAAGAGCAGGAGUAAGAGCAGGACCAAAUCGUCGCAAAGAAAGGUCACGCCAUUGAAAAUCGAAUUGCCCAACAAAGAGGAAGAUGGAGUGAAACUGUAUCAGGCGCUUCCGGAUCCGACGCCUACAUUUUUGGAGACGGGGAGUGAGGGUAGUGGCAUUGAGAUGGAUUAUUUGAGUGUCAAGGGGAGUAUGGAUGUGGAGAAGGGGGUGGUUGGGAGGGCAUUUGUGGAGGAGAUAGGGACUUGA